UCGUGCACUGCGGAGAUAGACAAGUAGAUAGUCUGGGUACUAAGUGAAAAUCAGAGACACGAAAGAAAGACUGUAAUACCAAAACAGGAGAAAAGAUAUUCAGGUUGAAGAGGCUGCUCUUCACAGGUGCUAUGAGAGGCUUGCUGUCCUUCACAGUCCUUGCACUCCUUUUACUGGUGCACAGCUCCCAGGCAGUCUAUGUCCAGGAUGGCAACUUGACAUUCUCCCUUGAAUCUGUGAAGAAGCUAAAGGAGCUUAUGGAUGAGAACAGAGUCAUUAACCCUCGCGUGGUGGUUUCAAAGGCUGGGUAUUCUCCAUGUCAAGAUAAAGAUCUCCCUGAGGAAUUCCAACCUGUGUGUAAAAGAGAAGAUGCACCUAUGAUUUUCGAGAGGCUGUACUUGAUUGCCGGUAAAGCUGAUUUGUGUGAAAUCUGUGCCAAUGCUGCCUGCUCUGGUUGCUUUUGACUAAGGAUGAAAGAUUCCAAAGACAUUGUGCCAAGCUAGGAAGUUUGUGCAUUUGUAUUGCAAGAUCACAUAUCCUCACAAAUCACUAUUUAGGCUUCAUCUUCACUACAGUCAAACUGAAGCUGUUAGCUCAUGUAGACAUUCUAAGGGUAAUUUUGAAGUAGUGAGAUCAGAUAAUACCAGCAAUGCAGGUCUGGUAACAGGAAGACCAAAUUUCAUCUGAGAAGCUGAAGAACCAUGAAGAAAGAGGCUCACACGGAGUGUUGUCUUGCCUUGAGCCAUGCCUGAGUUGUGCAUCUGUCUAUGUGAGCUGUGUCAUGGUUGACUGGAGUGAAAAUAUCCUGGACUCAAUGUUUCAAUUUCCAGUAAUCUAUCUGGAUUGGAACACGAUGGGUCAAACUGAGUAGUCUCCUCUAGCCUUUUAAUAUCUAAAUCUCCCUGUGAUCUGGCUUCCACUACACAUAUACACCUAAGCAGCAUAGGGUUGUAAUCUUUUCCAACUCAAGCUCUCCUGUUGGUUGGGUAAAUGAAUGUCUGUGCCUGUAGGUCUGGUCAUGGUAUGUGUUUGAUUGUAACAGAGCUGUAGCAUAUAACUUGGGGACAAGUCAUAAGUGUUUAGCAACACUGUAAUAGCUAAGAAAUUCUCCAUCUGUUACUUGUACGAAUAUUUAAUGCCAAUUUACAGAGCAGCUGUAGAAGAGCACAGGAGCUAGUAAUCUUUUGCUCAUGGUUGUACAGAAGUUCCCUUCUUUUGGCAGAUGUUCGUUAAGCUCUGUUUAGGAAAAAGGAAAUCCAAGCUGCAAUGCUGGAAUCACUUUGAAAGAAAAACAUUGCCUUGUUUUUGAGUGGUAAUUUGUGAAGAAAGGGUCUACCAAUGUUUGUAUGCUACUGUACAUGAAAUAAAGGUUAGAGACAAUUUUGUUGUUUUGUUAGGUUUUGGUUUUUUGUCUUUCUUUGAUGGUCUACCUACUUCCUUAUCUGCUAUGUAAGUUCUUCCAUGUCUGAAUGUCCACUAGAGUAAAAGAUAACUUGUUAACCUUAAAA
Meleagris gallopavo (turkey) is the source of this 1508-nucleotide messenger RNA. RefSeq names its product guanylin-like. Gene Ontology annotation, cellular component: extracellular region. The record is from RefSeq and is a predicted model, not a curated record. Lineage: Eukaryota; Metazoa; Chordata; Aves; Galliformes; Phasianidae. Gene Ontology annotation, molecular function: guanylate cyclase activator activity.